CUAGUAGUAGACCUGUUGUCGUCAGCGCGAGCGCACCAUUCCAGAUUCGAAUGGCCUAAUCCCACACUCCUCAGCUUCUCACGGCUAAUCCACACAAGACAACUCUUACUGUUAAACGAGCUAUGACUACAGAAGAUAACGGCAACAUUGGACUAUUAAAUCCAACAUCAAGUAGCAAUGAAGAUCUUAGCGAAUACACGGAUGCCGACGAAAGUAUUUCGGCUCCAACCGAAUUUCUUGCAGAGUUCCUAUCGGCCGUCAUGUUAAAGGAUUAUGAAACUGCUCUCAAAUAUUGCAAACUUAUUCUUCAAUAUGAACCUAAUAAUGUUACAGCCAAAGAAUUUUAUCCAUUAAUUUUGGAAAAAUUGCAAUCUUUGAAAAAUGAUGAAGAUAACAGCAAUGAAAGUGAAGAUGACGAUAACGAAGAAAAUACAAGCAGUUCAAGCAAUUCAAGUGAAUCUACGUCCGAAGAUAGCAGCGAAGAUCAGGAAGAAGAAUAUGUUAUGGAAAAUGGUCCAGGUGAUAAAAGGUCGAAGGGGUCAUCUGAAGGAGAUGGUACAACAGGAAGUUAUUCGAGCCUCGAAGAUGACGAAGCUGAAGUUGACCAAUUAACCGCAUUGGCAGCUAAAUAUCAUUUAGAUAACAUUAAUCUUGGAAAUGGAAAUAAAUUGUAUGGUACAAGCUUGAAGGUGAAGAUGAAUUCCUUUGAACCAAAACUGGCAGGAAUUUCAACAAACGUCGUAGAAAAUCCACUUCCGUUCGGAACGAGUUCCGAUUCAGAGUCGCCAACUGAACCAGUGAGCCAACAAACGAUAGCGUUACUGAGGGCGAAGGUUGUGCCAAAUUAAAAUUAGUUCGUUUACAUUUUUUUUGUCUCCCAUAGAUUGUCGUGAAUACAUUAAAUAAAUUUUCCUUUGUAGAAAAAAAAAUACAAAACAAAUAACCGGUAAUGAAAACAAAAACUGCUUUUAAAAUCAAAAAGAAUAAUACCUAUAUUUAAUAUUUUAUAAUCAAUGUUUAUUUAAACUCAAUAUGGACUGCGAUUGCAAUAAUAAAGUCACAAUCAAUGCAAAAAUUUAUUUUUAAAUCUCAAAAAAGAAUUUUUGCGUUGAUGUGAAUCUCGAAUUAACAAUGUACUAGUGCAGAUCAAAAAUAUUAUGACCAUAGGUGUUACUUCUUUGAAACAAAAAAAAUAAUAAAAUAAUAAAUAAGAGAGUGAAUAUUUUAUAAUGAAGGAGAUUAAUAGAACAAAAUAUAUGUAGCGUAGAAAUUAGAUGUAGAUUUUAAAGAAGGGAUUAUAAUAAAAAAAGGAUAAUGAUGUUAAAAAGGGAAAAUUGACGAAAGAAGAAACGGAACAGAGAUUGUCAGUGUAAAACUAUAUAUAUUUUUGUAUUUUUUUAAAUAGUUAGUCAACCGAUAGUUUUUAAACCUAACAAAAAGAAAAAGACCAAAAAUAUGAUGAUUGUAGAUGAGACCCCGUCUAAAAUUAUACAAAAAAAAACUAUAAAAACGAGUGAUUUGUAUAGCAAAAUGUAUUAACUUGUUUUCGAAUUUAUUUGUAGAACUAAUCGUAAUUGUAACACUAAUCGUCACAAAAGAGAAUUGGUUCUAGACAACUACGAAGACUGAGUGAAUUUUUUCUAAAUGGGUAGUUGUAGAAUUUUUAAAAAAGAUAACAGCUGACAUAUCUCGUGACAACAAAAAAAAAAAUAAAAAAAAUAAAUUGGCUGACGAAAGAGUAUGCAAACGAAAAGUAAUUUAAAUAAAAAUCGUAUUCUUAGCGAAAAAUUAUUAAGAAAAAUAAUAAAAAAUUCCUUUAUCGUUGUAUAAAAACGUUUCGACAAAAAAGUAAAUUGGCCAUACUCGUCUAGAGCAUACUCUUAUAGCGUGUCAUUUAAAUGUUAUAGAUUAUAUUUUACUAUUUAUAAAGAAAAUAACGUGUUAGGGACUUUAAAUGAAGACUUAGAAAAACUGAAACUAAAAAUGAAGGAAUUUAAUGAGGUUGUUUUCUCUUCUCUACUUUUAAAACAGUUUCCCGUCUUCCCUUCUAAUCCUAUUUAAUCAUUUUCCUAUAUACCAACAUCUUUUUCUUCGAUAUAAAUAAACCUAAAUAUAAAAUAAAAUCAAAGUUUUUUAGAGUUUUUAUAAAAUUUUAAACAAUUUUUUUCUUUGUUCAUUCCGUUCUAAGCAAUGGUGUGGCCUUCGUAUUAAUGUGUCAUUAUUAAACAAACAUUGUAAAAUGUAGUGUAUAGUAAUAAAAAGCAUAUCAAGAAAUGUAUUAAC
Molecule: messenger RNA, 2283 nt
Organism: Onthophagus taurus
Lineage: Eukaryota; Metazoa; Arthropoda; Insecta; Coleoptera; Scarabaeidae
Molecular function (GO): protein binding
Source: RefSeq, a predicted model, not a curated record